Telopea speciosissima is the source of this 981-nucleotide messenger RNA. RefSeq names its product general transcription factor IIF subunit 2-like. NCBI's taxonomy places the organism in Eukaryota, Viridiplantae, Streptophyta, Magnoliopsida, Proteales, Proteaceae. The record is from RefSeq and is a predicted model, not a curated record. The transcript has 6 exons. Gene Ontology annotation, cellular component: transcription factor TFIIF complex. Bases 111 to 890 code for a protein of 259 amino acids. Gene Ontology annotation, biological process: transcription initiation at RNA polymerase II promoter; transcription by RNA polymerase II.
GAGACAACGAGAUGCGGUAGAAAAGCUUAUUUUUAUUGUGGGGUUUGUUCGUUAAAAGGGAAAUCGAAAAACGGUUUUCUUCCGCUCUCGCUCGCUUUCUCUGUUGGCGUAUGGUUAUGGGGGAGAAGAGCAGCCAUGAAAACCUGCUGGAAACGGCCAAGGCAGACCGAGCAGUUUGGCUGAUGAAGUUUCCACCGGUAGUCUCUCGGUCUUGGCAAUCUCUCACGGACUCAACUCGUCCCCUCGCUAAGGUCGUACUCUCCGUCGAUCCUCUCCGUUCUAGCGACGACGACGACAACUCUUCUCCACAGUUUACAAUGGAAUUGAACGGCAAUGAAUCUGAAAAUGUACCUAAGCGUUACUCUUUGGAUAUGUCUACAGACUUCAUUCCAAUAUGUGUUUUUUCCCAGACAAGUCAAGGAAAGGUUUCAGUGGAGGGGAAAGUGCUAAAUAAAUUUGACAUGAAACCCCAUAACAAAGACAUUGGGAACUAUGGCAAACUUUGCCGUGAAAGGACAACCAAAUAUUCGACCAAAGCCAGACAAGUGCAGGUGAUUGAUGACAAUCGAGGAGUGCACAUGAGACCAAUGCCUCUUGGUUUACUGCCAUCUGGAGCCAAGGAUAAGAAGAAAACAGUGCCAGUGAAAGGAUCAGAGAUGAAAAGAACAAGGAGAGACCGUGGAGAAAUGGAAGAUAUUAUGUUCAAGCUCUUUGAGAGGCAACCAAAUUGGACUUUGAGGCAAUUGAUCCAGGAGACAGACCAGCCUGAACAAUUUGUGAAAGAUCUUCUAAAAGAGCUUUGUGUCUACAACAACAAGGGAACAAAUCAAGGAUCCUACGAGUUAAAGCCUGAAUAUAAGAGAUCAGGUGAGGAAGCAGGUCCUGGGUGAAUUGGGUAGAGUAAACGCUGCUGACUCAGAAAAACACCAUGAGAAUAUGACCACUCUGUUUUGUUUCCUCAAAAGAUUCAAUCUCUGCCGA